Molecule: messenger RNA, 1140 nt
Organism: Alternaria novae-zelandiae
Lineage: Eukaryota; Fungi; Ascomycota; Dothideomycetes; Pleosporales; Pleosporaceae
Exons: 2
Coding region: 1-1140 (379 amino acids)
Source: RefSeq, a predicted model, not a curated record
AUGGAGAUUGACCGCGGAUAUCGAAGGAAGGAGCGAACUUGCGGAAUAGGAAGUCGAGUGCAAGAGCCUCAUCUGUACACUGAUAUAGGCGAGCCCAUUUCAAGCCCCGGUCGCGUGAGCGAAUACAACCCUGAAUCCGUCCUCGCAGCUCUAUCAGAAGACGCUGAGCCAGGAUCAAGCGCCUUAAAUCAGACAGCACAUGCGACAUCAUCCCAACCUACGCCACAAGCUAUGGUCUUCACUUCUUUCGCCGCAUACGAAGCACAGCGCCGACUGAAGUGGUACGAGCAGCAUAAGAUCCGGACCACCACGCCGAGCCUAUCCGAGUCGUAUCGAAGAUAUCUCGAAGAAGAAGGAGCUUUCGCGUCACUACCCAAAACAACAACAGACGCUCUCCUACCAUUGUAUAUCUCAACGUUGAAUGACCUCACCCCCAUCACGGAUGGCGCCGCCGUCUUCCGCGACCACAGUAACGGACAAGCAUCCAUCUACUUGGUGAAGGCAAUAUGCCUUGUAGUCUGCAAAACUAAACACGCUGCUCCUUUCUUACGACUGACUGACUCCGGACCUCUACUCAAACCUCUAGACUUUGCAUCAAAGCUUCUAGCUGGACUAGAUGCUGCCAUCAAAGCAGACUUGGAACCUAAUCGCAUCGUCAAGAUCCAGAUCCUAGCACUGAUGCACCUGCAUAACGACGGAUUAGCCGGCGUGGAUCGCGCGUCAAGUUACUUGUCGCAGGCCAUCUGUGAAGCGUGGUCAAUGUGCAUACACCUCAAGAUACCCGACAACCCUGACAACGACGAAUGCAAGUAUCUAUGGUGGUCACUGCGGAACUUUGACCGCCUUGGUAAACCCAUUAUGGCAGCAGCACCCUUCUUCAUCGAUGAUGCAGAUAUUGGUGUUGAACGCAUAGAGCCGAAGAAAGACGACUAUCGCUCUCAGAUCAUGGCUGUCGCUCUUGCUCUUGGAGACCUCAUGACGACCGCGACUAGAGCCUACAAAGCUGGUUCUACAACGGCGGUCGAUAGUUGCUGGGAGUUCCCAUCGCUGUCAGAAAUUACGGGUGGGAGUAAUUUCGAUCAGUUCCACAUGUCGCAUCGAGGUAAGACACUUCACCAAUUUCCUCUUCAAUCUACUUAA